Betta splendens (Siamese fighting fish) is the source of this 2329-nucleotide messenger RNA. It is a transcript of the gene tnfsf10, whose product is annotated as TNF superfamily member 10. Gene Ontology annotation, biological process: immune response. Gene Ontology annotation, cellular component: membrane. The record is from RefSeq and is a predicted model, not a curated record. NCBI's taxonomy places the organism in Eukaryota, Metazoa, Chordata, Actinopteri, Anabantiformes, Osphronemidae. The coding region runs from base 16 to 975 and encodes 319 amino acids. Gene Ontology annotation, molecular function: tumor necrosis factor receptor binding. The transcript has 6 exons.
UCCUGCGCGCAGGGGAUGGGGAGGUACAAGUUAAGGACUCCGCGCUCUGCCAUUGUUCUAGUUCUGGAGGUCCAGGCAGGGGACGGGACGGCGCUGCUCGGGCACCGGCAUGUCGUCAUGACGGGCUCCGGUCCGAAGCUCGGUGUCCUGCUGCUGCUGGCGGUUCUGCUACAGACUGUGGUCGUCACCAUCACCGUGCUGCAUUUCACCACGGCUCUCAACUCGAUGAAAGAGACGUUUGCGAGGAGCAGCGUUUCGUGUCUGACGGGUUCCGACCUGCAGAGCGUCUCGGCGGCCCGUGGGGAUCCGUGCUGGCAGGUCACUCAGCAGCUCCACCUGCUCAUCGAGAAGUCUCUGUCCCAGCGCUACCAGAGGCACAUUUCAUCGGCAGUGAGAGAUGAAGUGUCCCGGGUUCUGCCCUCGCUGGUGAUGGAGGACAGGGCGUCGCCGCGGCCCAAGGUGGCAGCACACGUCACCGGCAGCUACGUGGCCAAAGUGGACCGGGAGGGAGCAUCGGUCUCCGCUGGACGCCGCGUUCAGGGCCAGAAGAUCUCGUGGUGGGAGGGGAAGAAGGGCCUGGCCUUCCUGCAGGACGUGCAGCUGCUGGACGGGGAGCUGGUGGUGCAGCAGCCCGGCCUCUACUACGUCUACGCCCAGACCUACUUCAGACACACACACUCAGUGGAGGAGGAGGGCGAGGAGCUGGAGGAGCUGGAGGAGCUGGAGGAGCGGGGCAGACCCCUGCUGCAGUACGUCUACAAGAAGGUGAGCUCCUACCCCGUUCCCAUCCUGCUGAUGAAGACAAGCCGCACCUCCUGCUGGUCCCGCGGGUCCCAGUUCUCUCUGCAUUCGGCCCACCAGGGCGGUCUGUUCCCGCUGGGCCCCGGGGACCGGCUGUUCGUCACCGUCACCAACGCCUCCGCUGUGGACAUGGACGAGAAGAGCAGCUUCUUCGGCGCGUUCCUCAUCAGCUAGAGACGGGUCGGUGGCAGAUCUGACCCAUCAAACAGAACCACGACCUGGAGGAAGCCUGAGGCCGACGUGGCUCCUUCAUCCAUACUCAUACCACAACCUCCAUUCGUGGCCCGUUUCCCUAAAUGUUCUCUUCUCAUGAGUGGCCUCCGCAGCGUGAACAUGCACAAGUCUGUGACAUUGUUACCGUUGAUGGGCUGGUUCUCCUCCAGUUCUGUUCUGUCCCAGUAGGAGCACAAAGACUCCUGUUGAUAUUUUAACAUGGGGGCAGAGGUUAACAGAGGUUAGUCUGACACCGUCAGCUGCCUCAGCGUGCUAACAUCCACACAGAGCCGGACUGGGCAGGUCCCUCCCCCAGACCGGACCAGGUCCCGUUGGUGAAACUUUUGUUGCUGGUUUGCUCACUUGUCUCUGCGCUGUGGUGUCAGUUAUAUCACGUGUACAUGUAAAAUGUGUAACUAUUAUAGAAGUGAACUGUUUUGAUGUCGAGCGUCUGUUGUAACGUUUUAGUCGGACUCGCCUUCAGCAGCUGUUGUUCGGCUCACACCUGGGUCCCGUUGGCCCACCAGCGCCACCUACAGGAGACGGCGGUUGGAGCUGUAACCUUUGCCUCCCUCUGUUGCCCCAGGCCCCAGUGUGUGUAGCAUGUCCAGUUUGCCCACUUUGACUGUAUGAUGGCGUUGACGUGUGAUGUCUGUGUUCUGUAGCUGGAGCCGAGUGGUUUCACUCGCCGUGCUCCCCCUGCUGCAUCCUCACCUCUUCCUUCGUGCCUUUCCCCAUUAAACUGGCUGCGGCCUGUUUGUGUUGGCAGCAGAAGCUGAGCGUCUGCUGCUUGCCGGCGUCUGUCGUAACCUCCAAACGCCGCCUUCAAUGCUCUUGUCACGCUUGGUAUUCGUGGGCACACGUGUAGCUUUGGAUUGAACACAGAUGGAACCUGAUAAAAACAUCAUUCACAUCAUUAUCCAAACAGCUGAAGUGGAGGAUUUCUGCUGCUCCAUGUGGUGAAAUGAUUUGUUGUAGUGGAGCAAACCCAGCGAUGCUCAAGGACAUAAAGACCACAAUUAUUAGUUAUCAUUGAAUUAAAAAGAACUCGAAGUAUCAGGUUGAGCAUCGGCUGAAACGCUUUCCUGUGAACAGACUUUAUCCUGUAAUAAUAUCUGCAUCAGUGGUGACGCUGAAAAAGAACAGUCGACCCCUCCAAUGUCCACCUCGUCAGCCGGAGCCUCAGCAUCUGAAAGCAGCCAUGAACUACAUGAAUCUGAACCAUCAGACAAAUCACCUUUAAACAAAUAGAUUAAAUGGAAUGUGAAGGUGAAUGAAUGUGUUGCCUGUGUAAUAAAGACAGAAGGAACAAUGA